This is a messenger RNA of Exophiala xenobiotica, 2450 nucleotides long. RefSeq lists its product as uncharacterized. The transcript has a single exon. NCBI's taxonomy places the organism in Eukaryota, Fungi, Ascomycota, Eurotiomycetes, Chaetothyriales, Herpotrichiellaceae. The record is from RefSeq and is a predicted model, not a curated record. The coding region runs from base 54 to 2180 and encodes 708 amino acids.
CAGAUUUGGUCACCUCUCUCUAAUUUUGCACGGUUUGCCGUCAUCAAACGGCAAUGUCCCUCAGAAAAUCCGCCCGGCUGUCCGCAACACCUUCGUUGCGUCUUACCACUGAAGAACGACACCUGAAGGUACCCGCUUCAUCAAUCAUUUCAAUAACCACAAGUCCUACUACUUCAGCGAGCGACAGUCACAAUUCCAAGGAUUUGUCAACUUCCAUCAGCGACCCGGAUGAAUACGGCGAGCCAGCGGCUCCGCAAACAAUGUCGUCAAGCAAAGCCAGAACAAAGCCUACAACACACAACAAUGAAUCUAAUGCGGACCAAAGCAAUCGACGAGCUUCUGGUCGUGUCAGAAAACCGACAGCCAAAGCUCAAGCGUUGCAUCAUACCAAAUCUAUCUCUCCGCCGCUUUCUGACACUAUUGUCAUUGGCUCUUCUUCAACUGUGGAAGAGCAGUCUCAACAUAAAGAGCCCUCACCAUCGCCCACACCAGUAAAUGAGACAAACGUCGUUACUCCGCCAGCUCCAGAAGUUCCGGAAACUCCGGCAACUGCCAGUGUGAACGAUGCUACUGUAACAUUAGAAAGUCCAGAGAGGACAGCUGAGGCCGACACGAGUGUCAUUGAAUCACCUUCACGAAGACAGUCUCGACGCGACCGCAAGCCUACUGCCAAAGUAUUGGAGAUUGCUUGGACUGCACAGAAACGUGCAGCUACAGAAGUACCAGAUGCAAGGCCACGAAAGUCUGCUAGAAUCUCUUAUUCGGGAGCCAACAUACCAUCAAAACUGCGCCAAUCACUAUCAUCCACCGCUGAUGAAGAAGCCGUUGAUGACAAAGAGUCAGAAACAGCUGAGCCGCCAAAGAAAUCGAAAAUAAUUAUACUAAAGAUCAGAAAACCGUCCGAAGUCAGUGGAGCGGAUCAGAGUCUGGCUGCGAAGAAGACUCGUUCUCCGCCAUCAAGGAGGCCUAGACGCAAAGUCAAGCACGACAGAGCAUCUGUCAAGGAUGCUGCUCCUGCCAUUCCGGCCGUCCAAAUUCCUCCUGCAUGUGAUCUUUUCUGUCUCCCACCAGCAGCUCGUAUUGUUGCUUUCGGACAAAUCGCUUUGCAGAUGCCCGACGACGACGAUGACGAUGAGGCCGAUGUCUUGGCUGGGAGUGCACAAGACUGGCGCACCUAUGUAUGGCAAUGGUGCCAAUGCAAGAAGUCCCAACCUCUUAAAACCACUCGAACAAACUCCGAAGAGCUUGCACGGGCAUUGUUGCCCAAUACUGUCUCGGACGGAACGAAGGCAAAUCCAGUGGAUCUGACUGACUCGGCCACUACACCAGAAGCCGAACUAUUGUCGGCACCUGUCAACACCAUCCUUCGCGCUAGCGAUGCAGAAAGACUGUCGAAACUCUUUGCUACGCCCAAUACCGAAAGCUCAAUCAUAAGUAGCAACAACUCUCCGAGCCUCUCUGCCGAGCCCAGCUUCUCGACAUCGCAAACAACGGCAUCGGCACCAAGACGACGCGUUCUCCGAGACGGUUCAAGUCAAUUCAUUUCACCGGCAUUGCCGGCGUCAAACCCUCUAAAGAGGACCUACGAGGACCGGCUUCGGGAAGAUCACCAAGCACUGACGAACAUUCGGAAAAGAGCUGAUGCAAGGGGAAUACCGUGGAGUUUUAAUAUGACUUACGAAGAUAUUCACGCUUUGAUCAUGGGAUUCGAAGACCAUCCACAGGCUGGUUCGGCCGGACGCCAGGCGCCUAAAUCGCCAUACGACAGUGGCGGGGUAUACGAAAGCCGAGACGUGUAUGGGCCGAAUGGUGGGUUCGGCCUGCUUCUGCCACCUAAGGUGCGUCCAAACGGGUUUUCGGCCGCGAGUGGUCUACAUGGACAUGGUUGGAAGAUCAACAACAACUACAAUACCAACGGCAGAGCUGAACUCGCACACGGACACGGAAGUCCUCAUAAUAAGAGUAUUGCCGAAGAGAGUGGUGAAGCAAACUCUCAGCUCCGUCGUAUGUCGUCGCCUAGCCGACCCAAGAGCUCGAGAUUUCGAGUCGACCCAAGAGGCUUGAGGGGAGAGUCUCCAGGACCUGGCACGAUCAUCAAUAUUGAAGAAAAGAAGAAUGAGUCGAGGAAGCGGAUUAAGAGGCUGCGAACAACAAUGUCUGAGGGCGUUGAAAAAGCUUGACUGAGAUGAUACGUAUUUGAUCCAUAAGACUUAGGCUUGUGAGGAUGAAGCACUGCUUGUGUUGAGGUCCACUGCAAAACGAGCUGGACUGGGAAAUGCAGGAUUUGAGCAGAGGAGUGGAUUGGAUGGAGUGGUUGGAAGUCGAGGGCAUGGUUUAACAGGAGUGAGCAUAGCGAGGCAAAGCAUGGUUUCUUUUAUGCAGUAAUACUAGUAGCAUUCAUACCUUAGCGAUGCGGUGCAGGUUAUGAAUAUGAGCACCCAGGUUAUGAC